GGAAAUAUGUCAGGCCAAGGUGAACAGGAAGAGCCUGCUGAAUUGACUGAAGGAUCAAGCGAAGCUAUCAUCACAAACUCUUCUUCAAUCAAGCGUUCAGUCUAUUAACCAAGCAUAUAAUAUUUUAAGGCAUAUCAACAGAUGACUGACAAAGAGGAGGUGAAGGGUGCCGGGGAUAACCCAGAGAUGGUUCUCUCAGGGAAGAAGUCAGGGAAAGCCUCGCUGCUGGACAGUGGGGAAGACUUUGAGAUGCUGGAUGAUGACAUUUAUGACAACCCUCCUCCUUUGGAAGAUGCUGGGGGUGGGAAGAAGACUAAAACAAAGGUGCCUGCAGCGGACCAAGACACUGGCACUUCAGCUCCACUAGACGAAUGGAUGGAUAUACUAGGUAAUGGCCAGCUAAAGAAGAAAGUCCUGCAGGCAGGGAAUGGGCCAGACAGCAGGCCCACAAAAGGCCAGAAUGUCGUGAUUCACCUGAAGACUUCACUGGCUGAUGGGACUCUUAUAGAAGAGCAACCUGAGCUCUCUUUCACUCUGGGAGAUGGUGAUGUCAUCCAGGCUCUGGAUCUCACAGUGCAGCUCAUGGAAAUGAGGGAGAAGGCCCUUGUCCAAGCCAAUGCUAAAUAUGCAUAUGGUUCCUUGGGGAGUCUUGUCCCUGAGGUGCCUCCCAAUGCGGAGUUGGCCCUGGAGGUCCAGCUGCUUGAUGCCACUGAGGCCCCCGACCUUGAGCUCCUGUCCCCCCAGGAGAGGAUCGCCCUGGCUGGGCAGAAGAGGGAGAGGGGAAAUGUCUACUACCAGAGAGCGGACUAUGCCUUCGCUGUUAACUCUUAUGGCAUCGCCCUGCAGAUCACGGAGUCCAGCUCUAAAGUGGACAUUAGCCCGGAGGAAGAGGAGGAGCUGAUGGACGUGAAGGUGAAGUGUCUAAACAACAUGGCAGCUGCCCAGCUCAAGUUGGAUCACUAUGAAGCAGCACUACGGUCCUGCGUUUCAGUACUGGCCCACCAGCCAGACAACAUAAAAGCCCUAUUCCGCAAAGGCAAGGUAUUGGCCUUGCAAGGGGAAUAUGCUGAAGCUAUAAAGAUUUUGAAGAGGGCCCUGAAGUUGGAACCAAGUAACAAGACCAUCCACGCAGAACUCUCCAAGCUGGUGAAGAAGCACUCGGAGCAGAAAGGCGCAGAGCAGGCCAUGUACAAGAAGAUGCUAGGCAACCCAGCCAGCGGCAGCAGCGGCAUGCAGAAACACCAGGCCAAGUCGUCAUGGGUUGUCAGCUGGAAAUGGCUCUUCGGUGCCACUGCAGUUGCCAUUGGAGGUGUCGCCUUGUCAGUUGUCAUAGCUGCCAGAAAUUAGAUGAGACCAAUACUAUUCUGGUGAUUGCCUGCUCCGUGCAAAAUGGGACCCACAUAAAGCAACUGGACAUCUGGCAGUGCCUUUUGGAACUAAAAAAACUAACAAAAAAAGGGGGAGAAAUGGGUUUUGUGUCACCUCUUUAGUGUGGCUGUCCAUAGGUUUCUCACACUAUUCUGUCACUCCUUGGGAGAAGGAUAAUUUUAUGUGACAAAUACUAUACAAUCAAUAUUUGUAUAUGAAAUGUUCUAAAUACUUUUCAAAUGUAUGUACGUCCAUUUGACAGACACUAAUUGUUAAUUGCUGCCAACGUCUUGCGCUCCUCUAGUAGUGAUUCUAAAUAUGAAUUGAUUGAUUGAGCACUCUGAAAUUAUAAUUCUAGGAAUGAUCUGUCAAUUAUUUAAAAUUAGCUAAUGUGAUGUGGUCUUUAUUUUUUUAUGUUGUUUUUUUUAGCAUAAGAUUGUACAAUUGUGUAAAAAAAAAUUGUUAGAAAGGUAUUCUGCUCUUGUUUGUUUAUUGGGUUGGUGCCAAUGUUGGGGGGGUAUGGGAUUAAUCUAGAUGGUGUAUUAACUGGCCCUGUGAUCCACACUCAGACAGUCUUGGUCAAUGAAAACUGUCACAUUCCUUUUAAAACCCAUGCUUUUAAUAUAUAAUUAGUUAUUUAUAAAGUAAAGGGAGUGUACGUCACUUUUGAUGAUUCUGAAACCAAACUUUGAAGGGUGUACAUUCUAAUACCAAUUUUAGGUUUGGUCACUUUGCUUGUUUUUGUUUUUGACAACCGUUAAAUGUGAAUAGUGUUUCUAUUUUGAGGCUUAUUUUUCUAUCAUUUUGUUGUCACAUGAGAAAUCUAUUGUUUUUUUUCCUACAAUAGACCAUAUGUAAAAAGACAGAGUUAAAUGUUGCAGAUAUUUGUUGCUUUUGCGUUUCUCACAUUCUCUCACUUGUUGCUUUUGUAUUUAUUUCAAUAAAAGUUUGUCAGCUUUGUUACUAUGA
Salvelinus namaycush (lake trout) is the source of this 2337-nucleotide messenger RNA. Its product is annotated as peptidyl-prolyl cis-trans isomerase FKBP8-like. The transcript is spliced from 9 exons. The coding region runs from base 142 to 1347 and encodes 401 amino acids. The record is from RefSeq and is a predicted model, not a curated record. Gene Ontology annotation, molecular function: protein binding; peptidyl-prolyl cis-trans isomerase activity. Lineage: Eukaryota; Metazoa; Chordata; Actinopteri; Salmoniformes; Salmonidae.